AUGCACGCCGCCAUGGUUCUGGCAAAGAAGUUGCCACCUUCGCAUCGCGUGAUUCUGGUCGAACGCAACACGCAUUUUAACCAUCUCUACGUCUUCCCGCGCUUUACGGUGUACCCCGGUCAUGAGCACAAGGCGUUUGUUCCAUACUCGUCCAUUUUUUCCGAGUCGCCCGCGCGCAAAGCGCCCAAGGCCGGUGGGCUCUCGGAGCGCUUGCACGCUGCAAGGCACGAGGCUGCUUCCAGCGAGGCGCCGAUGGACGCAACAGGGAUUGAGGAAGCGAUUCUCGGUGAGCGCAAGGAGAUGCGCGAUUCGCACGUCGAAAGCCACGAUCGCGAAGCUAGCAAAGUCACGCAAGUUAGUGACAUGAUCAACGAAAGGUUGCACCUCGACGACGCACAGGGCCACAGUGAGCCGCUUCCCGAAGCGAACGGCGAGGCGAACGGCGAGGCAAAUGGCAAGGCAAAUGGCGAGGCAAAUGGCAAGGUAAACGGCGAGGUAAACGGAGAGGCAAGCGACACAGACGACCGCUUUGCCAAUGCCGAGCCCCAUCUGAUUGUCUGUGGCCAGGUGCUGAGCAUGACCGACUCGCAUGUGACGGUGCGCCAGCACAGCGUGAAGGAGGGCGAGGUGAAGAAGGCAAAGCUGUGGUCGAUUGACACUGUCGAUAUCCCCUAUUCCCAUCUGAUCUACGCACUGGGUUCGCACAUGCCGGAUCCGCUACGCCACGAGUCUUACUCGAAAGAGAAGGGUAUAGAGUGGAUGCAAACGGCACACAAGCGCAUCGAAGACAGCAACGAGAUCAUCCUGGUGGGUGGCGGCGCUCUUGGCGUGGAGCUUGCUACAGAUAUCAAGACUUUGUACAAAGAAAAGAAGGUCACGCUGAUCCAUUCGCGCAAGCAGCUGCUCCCCAACUUUGAUAUGCGCAUCCACGAAGUCGCCUACGCCAUGCUCCAAAAGCUGGGUGUGGAUGUUGUUUUGGGCCACCGCCUGGCGCUCGCAGAGGGCUGCCCCAUGGGCAGCAACGUGAAGCACUUUGACCAAAAGAAGGCGCAGCCCGACCCUGCGCCCGCGAACGGCAAGCCGCAGCCGACCAUCAUCGAGCCCGAGGUGCCUGAUGGUGAAGAUGCACCGGAAAUGCGCCACCGCAUCCGCACGACGCUGGGCUUGGAGCUCGAGUGCGAUUUGCUUCUGCUGUGUACCGGGCAGCAGCCCAACUCGUCCAUCAUGGCGCAAUUUUCCCCGCCGAGUGUGAACCCCCAGUCGCGCUUGGUGAGUGUGCUGCGUACGUUGCAGGUAAUGAUUCCCCACGACUCGGACGCGGUCCAGCAGCCGUUCGAAGUCGUGCCCCCCUGCAAGGACUGCGACUGUUUCCUGGACCACAAGGCGGCCGGAGCCGAGCACAAUCACGAGCACGACGAGCCCCAGGUGAAGCCGGGCUGCUACCCCCAUAUCUAUGCGAUCGGCGACGUGGCCGACGCCUAUGGCGCCCUGAAUGCCGGCUACCAGGCGUGGUUCAUGGGCGAGACUGCCGCCGAAAACAUUCUGCGCGACAUUACCCGGCGUGCCGACUCGGCGGACCCUGCGACGGAGGUGCCCGAAGGCGAGUCGGUGCCCAUGCAAGAGUUCCAGCCUGGCCCCGACAUGAUUAAGCUGACGAUCGGCGGAGGCAAGGUGGUGACGCAAGGCGCGCCUGAGCCUGACGCGUCGCUGCCCGGCAAGCCGAAGCGCCCGACGAUUACCGAGUCGGACGACAUGGAAGACAUGUUUAUUGAAGGCGUUUGGAAGAGUAUGGCGCUUGCCGACCCGUCGGACAUGUACCUGUAG
Malassezia japonica is the source of this 1824-nucleotide messenger RNA. RefSeq lists its product as uncharacterized. Gene Ontology annotation, cellular component: cytoplasm. The record is from RefSeq and is a predicted model, not a curated record. NCBI's taxonomy places the organism in Eukaryota, Fungi, Basidiomycota, Malasseziomycetes, Malasseziales, Malasseziaceae. Bases 1 to 1824 code for a protein of 607 amino acids. The transcript has a single exon. Gene Ontology annotation, molecular function: electron-transferring-flavoprotein dehydrogenase activity; flavin adenine dinucleotide binding.